CUCUUCCCCGAGCAAUCGCCCUCUAUCUGUGCCACAAAUCACAAAUCCGUUUUUUAUCCACUCAUUGACAAACCAUCUAUCGAUUGCCACUAUUAAUAAAAUAGAAUAGAAUAGUUUAGUCAGAGUAAGGUUACGUCAACAACUACCACCAUGAAGUUCUUUCCAAUGGCACGCCGAACGGAGGAAUUUGACGUCCCUCAUGAUCUGCAGCUCAUCAUGGACGACAUUAUGGAAACGGGCCAAUUGCAGUCGCAACUUUGUCUGGAUGUGGAUGGGGACGGUUCGGUGGAUGGCGGUGAUAAUGCUUCAGUCUGUUCCAACGGAACCUUUAUGAGCCACCUGUCCGCCAUUCGACCAUUUCCCAAAAUACGACAACGAAUCGGCUUGGUCGUGUCCCUCCUCUUGUUGGUCGGAGCGGCCGCGGGUGCCACACUGAUUGGCGUGGGUACUUCGUCUGCCCAGAAGGAACAACAGAAAGAGUUUGAACGUCUGGCAGUGGAUGCCGCCAACCAAGUCGACGUGGCCUUGAAGGACUACCUGCAGACGGCACUGUGGGUACAUCAGGCGUGUUUGCAACGAGAUACCAUGAAUCAUGUCGACUUUCGACAUGUCUAUCAAUACGUUGCAUCGACCGGGCUGUCGUUCCAAUCGAUUGGACUCGCACGAAAGGUCGUCUCCGAGACGGAACGAGCGUCCUUGGAAAAUCAAACAAGGGCAUUUCUAGCAGAGCAAUAUCCCGUGACUCCCUACAAGGGAUUUGUCGGCAAUCAGUUUGACCCAGCCAGUGGAGUGCGAUCCAUUGGGGUCCGAAGAUGGCAAACUUUCUACUAUCCUGCACACUUUUUGGAACCCUUGGAAGACCCCUUGAACAGGGCUGGACUCGACUUUGAUCUGUACACAUCCAACAAGCAACAAUACGCUCUGGAAAAGGCCAUUAGCACGUGGGAACCCGCCAUGUCGGCCAGAAUACAAUUUGGGUCGGAGGGCAAAAGUUCUCAUUACACUGUGACACUCUUGCAUCCCGGUAUCCCUCUUUCUUCUUCUUCUGAUUACAACAACAACGACACAUCUGUCCCCAUGGACUUGAGCCUCAUCACGUUGAAAGUUCAUCAUCUACUCUCCGAUAUACAUGUGGGUAGUGACAAGGAAACUUCUGCCUACCUAUUUGAUUCCACCGACCUCCUAAGCGACGACGAACAACCACCCUUCCUGGGUGGUGCCAAGCACUGUCCUCACCAACCUCUCGUCGUGCAUGACCAUGCAGACGAAAAUGCGCUCUUGCCAGAGACAGAUAUUGACAACUUACGACAACAAUACAAACAAAACAUUUACGAGACGAGGCUCUCCUUUGCCUCCAGAGAAUGGACCUUUGUCUUUGUGGCAGAUGAUGGUGAAUUCCAUGAUUCCACAGUCGGAUUUAUCUAUGUUGGCGGUAUCAUGGUCUUUGUUGCCUGCGCGUGUCUGGCACUCUGGCUCUACACCAACCACAAGAAAGUAUCCAAAAUCACCCAAGUCCGGUCCAACGCGGAAACCGACAAGGCCAGGCUCAAGAUUGACAAUGCCCGAAAGGCGGCCAAGAGUGAACGAGAGUUUACAGACUUUUUGGCACACGAAGUUCGGAACCCACUGGCUGCCUGUAUCUCCGCUUGCAGUUUUGUCUCUGCCACCGUGAACGAGGCCGAGCCACUUGUGACGGAAGAAUCCCGACAAUCUGCCCGUGAAGAUGUGGCGAUUAUUGACACUUCGUUGCAGUUCAUUAACGAUUUGCUUCGAAACAUGUUGGAUAUGCAUCGAGCGUCGAGAAACCAACUCAGCAUUGAUAUGGCUCCAGUAGACAUCUUGCGGGACGUAUUGGAACCGGUUGCCAACAUGGUGUAUCAUCGAGGUGACGACGUGAACGUUGAAAUCCACUGCCCCGAAGAUCUUUUGGUCAUGACAGAUCGGCUCCGAUUGAAGCAAGCAGUACUUAAUCUCUCCAGGAACUCUAGCAAGUUUGUGGAACAUGGCUUUAUCCGGCUGAGGGCAACCGUCAAUGAGGAUGAUCUAGUCUUCCUCUAUAUUGAAGACUCUGGCCCCGGGAUUCCAAGAGAGAAACAAAGGACCCUGUUUGCCAAGUUCCAAGAGUCUCUGGAUAGCUUGGCACAGGGUACGGGACUAGGAUUAAAUUUGGUGAAGAAGAUUGUGGAGCUGAUGGGGGGUAACAUUUGGCUGGACGAAGACUAUGACAGUGGGGUAGAAGGGUGUCCGGGGGCAAGAUUUGUCCUUAGUCUAAAUGUUCGACCGCUUUCCGAGGCAGUCUUGACCAAACAAGAUUCCAAACUCCAGCAAAUGGAUUACACUGCCGAGACAGAUCCCACAAGGGAAGAUUCCAUGAGCCACGACAUUUCAGCAGACGAGUUACCUUCUCCUCUUCCAGAUUCUCUCAAGGUACUCUUUGUCGAUGACGAUGUCAUGCUGAGAAAGCUCUUUUCCCGUUCGUUGAAGCGUGCCAUGCCAAACUGGCCCAUUCGAGAGGCUGCCAACGGGGAAACUGCUCUGAAACUUGUAGAAACAGAAGACUUUGAUUUGAUCUUCAUUGAUCAAUAUAUGAGUAGCGCAGAGAAGCAACUGCUGGGGACGGAGACGGUACGGGCACUGCGGUCCAAAGGUGUCACAUCCAUUCUGUGCGGACUUUCUGCCAAUGAUAUGGAGUCUGCCUUUUUGAAUGCCGGGGCUAAUGCCUUUUUGAUCAAACCCUUUCCGUGCAAGACGGAGGAGUUGAAGGAAGCACUCCGAAGGGUGCUGCAAAGCCAAGCCAGGUCGCAAAACUCCAUGCGGUCUCUGGCAAGCUGGAUGGAUGAGGUACCGGGGGGAUCUAUGGGCUCUGCUGGGACUCGUUGACGAUAGAUAGGAGUAACUCAACUCUAGCUAAUUAGCCAACGAAGCAUACAAUACCUUGCUGCAAUGGAGUAGGCCAGAGAGAGAUACCGUAGAGAUAGACUCAACUCGACUUGACUCCACCUCAUGUUUUGGGCGAAGCCCGGGUUUAGAGUAGGGAAAUUAUCUACGGAAGCCAGCCGGGGCCAGGCUUAAGCAAAGAACAGUCGAAAUUCAGGACUAGGUUCUGAGGGAUCAGGGGCAAGAAAUUGAG
Seminavis robusta is the source of this 3130-nucleotide messenger RNA. Lineage: Eukaryota; Bacillariophyta; Bacillariophyceae; Naviculales; Naviculaceae. The record is from the annotation of a GenBank genome assembly.